AUGUCCGGAACUCCAAGCAGCUCCCGCCGCUCGCGCCCUACGCUUCGUCAGGCAACAUUCGUCCUCCCUAAAACGGGCCAGCGUCUAAAAGGCCUCGUGAAUCUGCGCAACGCGGUGGCUGCCUCCGCCGAGAAUGAUGACGAAAGACGCGGCCUCCUCACAAACGAAAUCUCCAGCCAUUAUGAAGGGUACUUUGCGGCACUAUCACGCCGAAUAAAAGAUGCAGGGAGUCAGGUGAAUCAGUUCGCCAGAUCUGAAGCGGGUAUUGGGGUCUUGAAGUACAGUCUCGCGUACUUCCUGGGAUCGUUGGCGACGUUCAUUCCCGCGAUCUCGUCUCUGCUGGGACACCAGGAUGGAAAACAUAUGGUGGCAACGGUCACUGUCUACUUUCACCCCGCAAGAUCCCAGGGUGGGAUGUUGAAGGCAUUGAUCUGCGCGUUUUUGGCGUUUUGCUACUCGGCGUUCCUGACCAUUACCAGCAUGUUCGUGGAGAUGUUUUUCCAAGAUGUCUUGGAGCAGCCUGUCCUCGGUCAUGCUGUAGUCUUGAUUGUUUUCUGCGGCGGUGGACUUGGUUUUGUCGGCUGGACCAAGCAACGGCUCGGAGAUCCUUUGGUGAACGUUGCUUGCUCGUUGACUGCUUUGUCCACAAUCACCGUCUUGACUAAAGAGGGCGCCGUGCAAAAUGGUGACUUGUCACUCGCGAAGAUCUUCCAGGUCUUGAAGAUGGUACUCAUGGGCGUCGUAGCCGUCAUGGCUGUAUCGUUUUUCAUAUUUCCUAUAUCAGCACGAAGAAAAUUGCGUUCGAACCUUGUCACAGUGACCGAUACAUUGGCUAUCAUGAUGGCACUUAUCACUGAGAGUUUCUUGAGUGGUUCCGAGGAGGAGCUUUCUUCGGCGGAAUUCCUUGACGCGGAGGCUAGGCAUCGAAAGGCAUAUGGCCAGCUCGAUAGGCUUGUCCGAGAAGCUAAACUUGAGCAUUAUGUGGCUGGAACCGAAAAAGAAUACAGACUUGAGAAAAACCUGGUCCGCUGGGUGCAGGAUAUCACGCAUAACAUGGGAGGCUUGCGUAACGCGGCCUCUCUUCAGUUCAGCUUGAUCCGCGAAACCAUCGCCCGAGAGUCUGGGUCGCUGGAAGAAGAGAACGUACUCAUGAGCCAUCCGGAUUACUUCACGCCCCUUGAGCGCUCAUGGUCAUUUCCUGAAGGCUCAUUUCUGGAGCCUAUCGUUGAGCGGCCAGAAGAAGAAACAUCUCCAGGUGCCUCUUUGCGAAAUGCCAGUGCGGAAUCGACACCGAGGCCCACGCUUCUUCCAGCCGAUGUUUUUACUAUUUUCAUAUCUCACCUAGGCCCAUCAAUGCGGUCAUUGGCCUUCACACUUAAAGAGAUCUUUAAGGAGAUCCCAUUUGGACCUGCUCCGCACUACAAGGUGUCGGUGAACGGCCGAUUACGUAUCAGCCUUGAUCGGGCACUUGACCUCUAUAAAGAGUCGCGCGAGAAAACACUCACUUCCUUGUAUCAGCAGAAGGAAACUAUGAAACUGAAGACCCACGAGGCUGAGGCGGAUCUUGAAGAAGUAUCGGCCAGCUGCGGUCAUUUCAGCUUUUCUCUCCUGGAAUUCGGAGAACAGCUUAAAGAGAUGCUAGGUAUCUUGGACGAGCUGCAACUGGAAGUCGAAGAGCGCCCGAAUGGGCGAUCCUGGUCAUGGCUUAAAAUAUGGCGGUGGUCAACAACCGCCCAAGCUGCCAAAGCAAAGACUCUAGAUGAAGAGCCAGCCUCCAGACCUUCUAGCGCCCCUCCACUUCAUUCAAACAACCAUAAACAUGCUAGACAUGCAUCAGAUGGCCUCAUUGCACAUGACAGAGUGCCUGUAACAGUUCAAUCUAUGACCAAUACGCCCAAACAAGCAAUGAAGCAAAGACUUGGAUACCGGGUGUGGAAGUGCUUCGGUUUCUUCCGACGAGAUGACACAAAAUAUGCUAUCAAAGUUGGAGCUGGAGCUGCAAUCUAUGCCUUGCCUGCAUUUCUUCCUUCAACACGCCCUUUCUAUGGGCGUUGGCGAGGAGAAUGGGGUCUCUUAUCUUACAUGUUGGUUUGCUCCAUGACAAUCGGUGCCUCGAAUACGACAGGAUAUGCCCGAUUCCUCGGUACCUGUCUAGGUGCUGCUUGUGCCAUCGCAGCCUGGGAAAUCACCGCAGCAAACGUCUUUGCUCUUUCAUUCUUUGGUUUUUUGAUGGCCAUAUGGACCGGGUACAUCACGAUUGUCCGAGGAAACGGACCUAUGGGUCGGUUCAUCAUGCUUACCUACAAUCUCUCUGUGCUAUAUGCGUACUCCCUCGCCCAGAAAGAAGCGGCCAUGGACGAGGAUGAGGGUGGUUCCCAUCCAAUCAUGACUGAGAUUGCUCUUCAUCGAGUUGUUGCCGUGCUCUCUGGGUGUGUUUGGGGAAUUUUCAUCACCCGGAUGAUUUGGCCCAUCAGUGCAAGACGCAGGCUCAAAGAGAGCCUGAGUCUUCUUUGGCUGCACCUGAGUCUCGUUUGGAAACGUGACCCGCUAUCAUUGAUGGUUCAGGAAAAGAAGUCUGUUGUAUACAUGAGCCCAAGAGAGAAACUUGAGAUUGAAAGAUUUCUUGCUCGAUUGGAGUCUCUUCAAGGCGCCGCAAGUUCUGAGUUUGAAUUGAAGAGCGCAUUUCCCGCUAGCUCAUAUGCCAACAUUGUUCGGCGUACGCGCAGCAUGGUAAACUCUUUCCAUACUAUGAACAUUGAGUUGAUGAAGAAUGAUCCUUCCACUGAAGGCGAAAUCAGCCUUCUCCAGUAUACGGCAUUGGAACGACAGCAGCUGUCUGCUCGUGUCAGCCAUCUACUAUCAGUCAUUGCUUCUUCCAUGAAGCUCGAAUAUCCCUUGAGCGAUGUGCUUCCUAGCAUCGAACAUGCCCGGGACCGGCUACUUGCUCGCAUCUAUCGCUAUCGUUUAGAUUGCGAGGCCUCUCAGCAUACCACAGAUGAGGACUGCGCACUUUUAUAUGCAUAUGUUCUGGUCACGGGCCAAUUAUCAAACGAGAUCAUGGAGAUCAUUGCGGAGAUCGGGCGACUAUUUGGGGUAUUGAGUGAAGACGUAGUCCAACUAGCUUGA
Molecule: messenger RNA, 3126 nt
Organism: Penicillium salamii
Lineage: Eukaryota; Fungi; Ascomycota; Eurotiomycetes; Eurotiales; Aspergillaceae
Source: the annotation of a GenBank genome assembly